Psilocybe cubensis is the source of this 1044-nucleotide messenger RNA. RefSeq lists its product as uncharacterized. The coding region runs from base 1 to 1044 and encodes 347 amino acids. The transcript is spliced from 9 exons. NCBI's taxonomy places the organism in Eukaryota, Fungi, Basidiomycota, Agaricomycetes, Agaricales, Agrocybaceae. The record is from RefSeq and is a predicted model, not a curated record.
AUGGCCACGAUUGCAAAUUCUACAUACCCUGAAAUCCCAGCUGACGUAGCGGCGAGGACAGGCCCGCGACUCCUGGGGUUUAUGUUCCACUGGGGUUUAUUCGGCGCCCUUUGCGUGCAAAUUUACAUAUAUCAUCUGGCAUUUCAAAAGGAUCCGAUACAAAAUAAAGCGCUGGUUUAUACGGUUUUUGUAAUUGAACUGGCGCAGACCGUCUUUUUCACUCAAUCUGCCUUUUACAUUUUCGCAUCCGGCUACGGAGAUUUUGCCGACUUCGAGCAAAUUAGAUUUACAUGGUUUUCUGCACCUCUUUUGACUGGAAUAGUUGCAUUUAUUGCCCAAUCUUUUUAUGCUUACAGAAUCCGGGUUCUCUCCAGGUCCUACAUUGUUGCUGGAAUCACUGCAUUUCUGGCUUUGGUUCAACUGGGAGGGGCAAUUUCCACAGCUGUAGUUCAGAAACAUACUGGACUGAUCACCCUGCUUUUGGGACACAACUACUCGAUUUCUGCAGGUAUAUGGAAUGGUACAAGCGCACUUUGCGACGUGAUCAUAGCGUCUUCCAUGACAUAUUAUUUGUCUAGACGCGGGACUGAGGCUAUGACGCCUACAAAAAUGAUUCUAAAGCGAAUAACAGCCUUGGUGAUUGAAACAGGGACAAUUACAGCAAUGGUCGCCAUUGUUAACCUUGUACUCUCGGUCCUCCCGUCAAAGCCAUCUUACUUCCUCGCCUCUUCGCUGACACUUGGAAAAGUUUAUUCCAACUCCAUGAUGGCCGUUCUCAAUGGCAGAAUGCGCGUGGAUGAACUGACGGAUGGUACCACACUGGCAUCACCUUCAGGAAAUGCUGGGACAAGCUCUGCAACGGCUGUGCGUUACCGUAAUGGCGUAGUAUCUCAUCCCGGAUUGGAAGAGGCCUACGAAAUGUCCAAGGCAGCAGAUGGUAUAAAGGUCACUCGUGAAGAGCUUGUGUUCCCCGACCCUGACAGAGCAAGCGAUACAAGGAAUGAAGAACUCGACCAUGGAGGUGCAAAAGGUUUCUUGGUUUGA